AUGGCGGUCUCGAAGCUCCCGACGGAGGACGACGCCGCGGACGGGCGCAAGCCCGAGGAGGGUGACCUCGUCUCCAUCGUCUUCUCCGCGCAGACCGAGGACGGGGAGCUCUUGCAGUCGAUGGAGGACAUGGAAGAUCCGAUCACGUUCGAGAUCGGCGCGUCGGGCGCGAUGGGAAAUCCGCUGUUUCUCGCGUUCGAUAAGGCUGUCCGAGGGAUGGUCGUCGGCGACCAGGCGCUCGUGAGCGCGUCCGGGGGCGAGUACGACCCGAAUUUACUGUUUAAGGUGCCGACGAGUCACCCGGAGGUGGCGCGACUGCGUGAGGAGCUGGACCAGCCGGGGAAGGGAGGGCUGCAUCCGGGCGCGACGGUGGCGCUGUCCAACGGAAACGCCGCGGUGAUUCGCGAGCUGGACGAGGAGAGAGGGUUCGUCGUCUUGGACGCGAACCAUCCGUUCGCGGGGUCGGACUUGCAGUUCGCGGUGAAGCUGAUGGGGAUCGAGGACAACCCGGACACCGGGUCGGGGCCCGGCGCGGGCCCCGGGGUCGCGGAGGCGUAG
This is a messenger RNA of Micromonas pusilla CCMP1545, 558 nucleotides long. RefSeq lists its product as uncharacterized. The transcript is spliced from 2 exons. The record is from RefSeq and is a predicted model, not a curated record. Bases 1 to 558 code for a protein of 185 amino acids. NCBI's taxonomy places the organism in Eukaryota, Viridiplantae, Chlorophyta, Mamiellophyceae, Mamiellales, Mamiellaceae. Gene Ontology annotation, molecular function: peptidyl-prolyl cis-trans isomerase activity.